Molecule: messenger RNA, 234 nt
Organism: Prunus armeniaca (apricot)
Lineage: Eukaryota; Viridiplantae; Streptophyta; Magnoliopsida; Rosales; Rosaceae
Source: the annotation of a GenBank genome assembly
AUGAGUGUCCUCAAUGGCUGGAUCACCGGUUGUGACUUGAGAGACGAAAGUCGCCUGCUUGAUCUUUCUCUUCAAGGCUUAGGCACGAUCCGAUCUGUGCUUUUCUCUUUGGCUUGUCAAAAUCAAGGGGAACUAGCCCAACAUCCUCUUCGGGCCUCUAUCCUUCUUCAGGAGAGACCUCCAAACGGAUUCUCUCGGCUUGGUCUUGACUCUUUUAUUGCAGUUGUGGAGUAG